GUGCAUGAAGCAAGAUGGCUGCUCCGCUGAAACCUUGGGAGAGAGGUGCUGGUACUGGCCCUGUAGCCGCUACAGGUGAAGACAGAACCAGACCUGGCUCAGCACCAGUCAGCAGACCUACAGGACCAUCCUCCAAUGGCGGGCCGUCCCGUGCCCCUCCCCGCCCCCCUCGCCCCUCCAGACAACAGCCAGGCUCGUCCUUAAACAGAUACAGCCCGAUGUACGGAGGAGGGUACGGUGGAUAUGGAGGGGGCAUGUACGGCGUAGGUGGCAUGUACGGAGGUGGCAUGUACGGGGGCGGGAUGUAUGGAAACAGUAUGUAUGGAGGAUACGGCAUGAACAGAUAUGGCACCACAAACAAUGGCCAAAGUCCGAGCAGGUUUGUUCAAGCAGCUGAAGAGAGCAGCAGGCAGGCGUUCCAGUCCAUUGAGAGUAUCGUGUCAGCGUUUGGCUCUGUGUCCAUGAUGCUGGAGUCCACCUUCUAUGCAGUGUACAAUUCCUUCAGGGCCGUGCUGGGAGUCGCCGACCACUUCAGCCGCAUGAAGACGCACUUUGCACAGAUUUUCUCUGCCUUCGCCGUGGUGAGAACUCUACGUUACCUGUACAACAAACUGCUGAUGCUGCUGGGAAGGAAGGUGAGCGCAGAGGCGGAGGCAGCCUGGAGCUCAGCGACCACCGAGGCACAGGCAUCACCGCUAGAGGAGGAUGGGAAGGGCAGGCCCAAGUCCUGGCCCAUCAUGCUGUUCCUGGCUGUGGCAGUGGGGGGACCGUGGCUCAUCUGGAGACUCCUCAGCUCUGUGGCUGAUGUGGCCAAACCAGCUGAGACAGAGUGGGCCAAUGGGAAUGAUGACCAUGUGGUGGGGAGGGCAGAGUAUGACUUUGAGGCUGAGAGUGAGGAGGAGCUAUCCUUCCGUGCUGGUGACAUGCUCAACUUUGCACCCAAAGACCUGCAGCCUAAGGUACGAGGGUGGCUGCUGGCCAGUCUGGACGGCCAGUCAUCAGGCCUCGUCCCUGCCAACUACAUCACCAUCAUGGGGAAGCGGCGGGGCAGGAAACACGUCCUUCAGGAGCAAAAACAGCAGCAACAGGAACCACUGGAACAGGUACAGGCACAGGCAGCAGCAGCAGGCCCUGGACAGGACCAGGAGGCAUUGGACGACACCUUCCAGAUGGUGCAGGACAUGGCACCCAGCAGCAGGAGUGUCCAGCACAGCGCAAGCCUUCCCAAUGACUUAAUGUCUUUUGACAAAAGUUUCAGAACAGUGGAGCAGGAGGCUGGUAGUUCUAGUGCAAGCAGUCUGAAGGACUUUGAUACAGCCUUUGAGAAAGAGCUGCCUACAGUACCACCACAGGGCAGUCCUGUCCCAGAAAAGUCCAACAGUAAGAAAGAUGAAGUAUAGGACAACAGUGUACAAGAGAUGUGAGGCAUGUGAUGCAGCACACUUGAUUCCAUGGCACUUUAUUGGUCUACUGAAGGUUUACUGUAAGAUACUG
This is a messenger RNA of Branchiostoma belcheri (Belcher's lancelet), 1494 nucleotides long. Its product is annotated as peroxisomal membrane protein PEX13-like. Gene Ontology annotation, cellular component: peroxisome; peroxisomal membrane; peroxisomal importomer complex. Gene Ontology annotation, molecular function: protein binding. Lineage: Eukaryota; Metazoa; Chordata; Leptocardii; Amphioxiformes; Branchiostomatidae. The record is from RefSeq and is a predicted model, not a curated record. Gene Ontology annotation, biological process: protein import into peroxisome matrix, docking.